GGCGGAGCUGCUGCUGCGCUCUGGGGGUAGGUGGGAGAGCAGAGCUCCUGCGGGGGGCUUUGCAUUUCUAGUGAGGAGUUAAUUAGUGAAUGCUGAAUCCAUGAUGGCAAGGCCAAUUAUUUCCCCAGUGAGUAUCAAUCCAACAGCUCCUGAAACCUUCAUAGUACUGAACCAGAGGAUGAGAGUAGUUGAAGAGCAGACAAAUGCACUAUUGAGGGAUCUACGGACACUGGGCGUGAACGGACACAGUAUGGAACUCUUCCCUUCAAAACCAUUGGAGAACUCCAACGAUCACCAGUCCAUCAGCCCUGUCCAUGCCCGUGUGGCGUUCAUUGGAGGGAAUGACACACUGUGGCGAACCUGUGAAACUCUUGUGAAUCGGAUGUGCCGGCUGGAGAGUGUCAUGCAGACCCUGAAAUUGAACAUGUUCCGGUUGCAAACGGAAAAAGAGCUGAAUCCAAAGCAUACAGCCAACUUAGAACAGCGCUUGAACACAAUACAGAAGGAACAUAUGGAAGAAUUAAAGGUGUUGCAAAUGGAGGGGCGAAUGUUAUGCCAGCAGUUGAGGGAGUCACGGGAAGAGGAGGAAAAAGCCAGAGAUCAAGCGCAAAGGCUGAGCGCUGCCCUGGAGAUUGCAACUGCGACAAAGAGAGAUGUGGCCAUUGCUGCAGAUGAGCUGAGGGCAACGAAAAAGAAGCUGAAUCAUGAACUGCAAGAGCUAACGGAGCAGCUGUCCAAGGAGUCUGGUAUGCGGAAGUCUUUGGAACAAUCCCAAACUGUCUUACUUUAUCAGAUGCAGGAUAUGGAAGUGACAGUGGAAAAAGAACGGCAGCAGGUUCACAUUCUGCAGCAGGACUGUAACAGCCUGCACCAGGAUAUUCAGACGUCUCGAGAGAGGCUGCAAAAGGAAGAAGAGAGGACGGUCCGGUUGGAGCAGGAAUGUAUACAGCUUAAAAGUGAUCUAGAAUCCCGAGAGAGUACCAUUUCCAGGCUCGGUGAAGAAGGGAAAGCUGCACAGCUGUCAUUGAGCAGAGCAAAGGAGGAGAAUGUGCAGCUGCGAUCAGAAAUAAACGCUUUGCGAGAGGUGGCAGAAAAAGUGCAAGUGCUUAAUGAGCAGUUGACGCAACAGUGUGCAGAAUUAGGUGGCACCGUUCGAAGUGCUACCAUGGAGAAUGCUCAACUUAUCUCGGAUCAUCAGGCUGCUCUUAAGGUGGAGCAGGAUAAAAUUAAUCAGAAACUGCAAGAACAAGACUCAAUUUUGGAUGCAGCCCGGGCCAGCAUUACCGGAGAGCUGCAGAUUGUGCAGAAUGAGAAAGCACAGCUCCAAAGAGAGAUGGAAGCUUUGCGUGCUGAGCACACUGACUGCAAGCAGAAAUCUUGUAAAGUGAAGGGGACCACAACUACACAAACAGAGCUCCUGGGGUCUACGGUGGCCAGGAUACAAAAGGACAUGGAGACAGCUGUGCAGGAGAGAGAGACACUGCUGAAGGAGAAAGCGAAAUUAGAGGAAGAGAUGCAGAAAACAAUACAUGAAGUAAUGCAAGAGAACAAAAGAUUAGAUGCAGAACUCACAGAAAACAAGUUGGAAAUUGGUCCUCUGAAAGACACACUGAAGAUGCUAGAAGAAGAAAACAAGAAAUUAAUGGAGCGGGAAGCUGCCUCGGAACACCAACAGCAUGCCCAGCAACAAGUAAAGCAGGUUCUAGAAGAGCUGUCCGACAACAAAAACAAAAUGGCGUAUGACAAAGGAAAACUUCAGACUAGAGUACAGCAGCUGGAAGAAGAGCUCCAGUCCCAUGUGGAUGUACGUUCAGAAAAUAGUCAGCUUCGCAAGCUGAAUACUGCCUUGGAGACUAAAUAUAAUCAGAUGAAUGUAGACCUUGGCUCUAUCAGAAUUAACAUGCAGAGGAUGGAAGCACAGCUAAAACAGGCAGCAAAUGCUGUUGCAACAAUGCCUCUUAAAAAAAGAAAAUCCUCUGAAAGUUGUUGGCAGCAGAAGCCCAAUGACCGUUUUAGAUCGUGCCUUGCCUGUGAUGUAAAGAGCAACCUGGGACUUGGUGAACGUGCCUCUAAUAUGUAUUUCCCGACGCGUAGAGUUCGUUUCGCGACGGAUCUGCCUGGAAGGGAGUCUGCCUCUGACUGUGGUGAUAGUCUCAGAGCCUCUCCAAGGACUCUCUUCCGGUCUAUGAAGGCCAUGGAGGAAGAGCUGGAGAGUAAAAGGGAGAGUCUUAGCUUUGAGCUGUUAGACACCGAGUGGGAUGUAGCUAGUGAGGGAACAGAUCUCCAGAGGUCACAGUCAGCCCUUGUCUGCAAAGAGGAAGAUUAUUCUGUAACAGUCAAAGCUCGUGACAAAGCAUUAAGAGAAAACCAGAAGCUCAAAGGGCAAAUAAGCGCCACUCAAGAAAGAGAGAAGCACAAGUUGGCAAAUUUACGACGCAAGCUUGAAGAAUCGAAGGACGAUAAUGUCAAAAUGACAACGAUGCUAGAAAACGUGUUGGCUUCUCAUAACAAAAUGCAGAUCGCUCUGGAGGAGGUGCAGACUGAAUUGGGGCACAAGGAUUCCGAGAUUGCUGGCCUGAAGAAGGAUAGGGCUCAGAGCCAGCAAAGGAUUCAGAAGUUAGAGGCAGAGUUGGAGCACUGGCAUGGCAAACUUGUCUUGGAACCUCAGCACAGUGUCAAGAUGGAUCCACUUCGCAAAGCCCUGGAAGUCUCUAAAGUGGACAACAAGAAACUUGCCCAAAAUUUAGAGCACACUCUGCAGACCAAUAAGGCUCUGCAAAGCAAGCUAAUGCUUGUUCAAGACGAGUUGGAUAGCAAAGAAGACGAGUACCAGCAACUGAUGGAAUGCAGGGACCAGCUAAUUGAGGAAACCAAGAUGGAGGCAAAGUUGUAUGCAGAUCGCCUUGAGACUCUGAAGAAACAGUUCCAGACUGAACGGGAAGUAACAAAGAAAGCAGCCCAGAAGGAAUCAGCUGAGCUGAAGAAAGUCCUUGAAGAAGCCUGCUCUAAAUCUGGCGAAAUGUCCCGCCAUAACAGGGAACUACGGGCCAAAGUGAUGGAGCUGGAGGCUGCCCUGGCGAGUCAGAAGGAGAAGGUGAAGAAACAGAGAGUAUUAAUCACACAGUACUUCAACUCCAAGACUAACAAUGCUCGAAAUUCAGAGAGAAUAAAGGAGAUUGAAUCGGAGUUGAGGCAAAUGGAAGAGCUGAAGGAACAGUACCAAAAGAAAAACUACGAGCAGUCCCUUAGUAUCAAAGAAUUUGUCACUGAAUUAACAAACCUGCAAAGUGAGAUGCAGCAACUGGCCAAAAAUCAACAAGCCAUGGCAGCAGAGAACAAAAAUCUGGAGAGCCAGCUGAAAGUAGAGCAGAAACGACGGCAACAACUUGAAGAAGCGUGCCAGGAUCUACAAGAUACAAUCAGGCAUUUGAAGAAAUGCAAAGACGAUACUGAACACAAACUGAAAGAAGCCGGUAAAGAGUCGGAACAGAUCACAGCUAACCUGGAGGAAGCUCACCACUGGUUUAAGUCCAAGUUUGAUAGCCUGCAGCGUGAGCUGGCAAAAAACAGAAAACAGAAGAAUCCUGCUGAACAUAACUGUGAAGAAGAGGAAAGCCCAGUGAACCACCCUAGCCAGGCAUGCUUGAAGCGCUGGGAGACCAAAAACCAUCUGAAGUUCAUCUCCAGAAAAUAUCUAAAUGAGCUAAAUAAGCGAUGAGCUGCGUGAGCGGGAGGUUCCAGGCUGGGUGAGAUGCCCCCGGGAGCACCACUUCUCAGGUCAAGAUCACCACCCUGUGUUGCCAGUGGUAUUGAUACCGAGGGGGAGCUGACGGGUGGGCCUCUUCAAAGUGGGAGCACCCGGAUGCGUACCGGUGGUAGCAGAUAAGAUCCUGCGUGAACCAGUUGUGCUCUAUAUUAAUAAAGGAAGGUCCUUUAAAUAUAAACACACACACACCAACUGACUGGGCAACCUCUAAAUUCUUAUUAAGUACCAGGCUCAACUGCUAAUUCUUAAAAUGCCUCAAGUUUUACUAAAAUGUAACUGCUAGUGCUAAAUGCAACUUCCUGAGUAGGAGUCUUUAAGACCCCUCCGACUAGGAUGGCGCUGACACGUGGGUGAGGGCAGGGAGACACAGGACUGUGCCAGUCCCACCAUCUGGUC
Molecule: messenger RNA, 4162 nt
Organism: Elgaria multicarinata webbii
Lineage: Eukaryota; Metazoa; Chordata; Lepidosauria; Squamata; Anguidae
Gene: CCDC150
Product: coiled-coil domain containing 150
Exons: 29
Coding region: 101-3718 (1205 amino acids)
Source: RefSeq, a predicted model, not a curated record